AUGAGAGUCAUCAGCUACUCUAAAUUCCGAGAUAAGAUUCCGAUCUUAAUUUCUAGACUUUCGCGUUCUUUAUGGUGCACGAUGCACCAAGAUGAAUCUUCAUGGCAUGCUGUUGAAGAUGGAGACAAAACUCUUAGCGAAGGCAACGCGAGAACAACGAAGAUAUUUUCAAGUGUAUAA
Molecule: messenger RNA, 180 nt
Organism: Clunio marinus
Lineage: Eukaryota; Metazoa; Arthropoda; Insecta; Diptera; Chironomidae
Source: the annotation of a GenBank genome assembly